AUGAAUGCAGAUUAUGUUUGGAAAUUAUCCAAAUUUGGUCGUCUUACAUCCACGAAGUUAAGAUAUGACGAUGAUUUUUCAGAUCGAUUGAACUAUCAAUUUACUGGACUGUUAUUGUUUGUAUUCAUUGGAAUUAUCGGUAUACGUCAGUAUGUUGGCAAACCCAUACAAUGUUGGACACCUCAAGAAUUCACAAGAGCGUGGGAAGAAUAUGCUGAGAAUUACUGCUGGGUAGCCAGUACUUAUUUUAUACAUUUAACCAGAUAUCCUCAACCAAAUGUUUUAAUGUCACAGCCAAAUUUUAUGCCUGGUGGUUAUAUAGACACAAAUGGUCAACGUGUAUUUCAGCCUUAUUCAAUAUUUCCAACAUUUCCAAAACCAAAAGUUGGUGAAUUGCCAGGUGAUGGUAGACUGAUAAGUUAUUAUCAGUGGGCACCUAUUCUGUUAGCUGUACAAUCAUUUUUAUUUUAUUUACCCUGUCUUGUCUGGAGAUUAUUCGCUUCACAAUCUGGUUUUCAAGUGAAGAGGAUAAUGCAAUUUGCUUCAGAAGCAGCUCUGGCAGCCCCAGCUGAGGCUGAUGUUCCAUGCCAGCCACAAACACAACAAAACCCAGUGGAUCAGAUGAAUCAAAGUCGAAAGCGAACUUCAGCAAUUGCGAUGAAUAUUAUGGGAUUCUCGAGUCCAUCUUCUGUUCCUAGUUUUUCAGCCACUAAAUCUGUCAGGACCCUGGCUCGUUACUUAGAUAUGUGUUUUAUGAGACAACGUGAACUUCGUCGAUCUAUUCUACUUGGUUCCAAUCGAAAACCAGAGAAAAAUGAUCACAUGUUCUCCUCACAAGCUGCUGAGGCACAGUGUGACUUUAACCUUCAGGAGACGGCAGCUGGUUUUUUUAAACGGGAUCGCACAAACACAAACCGUGUUCGAACUAGUAGUUCACGUAUGACAAGAUCAGAACUAGUUGAGGAAAUUUCAGAAGAUGGACAAUACUCAACUAGUCAACAAUCAACAAAAACUUCAAAGACGAAAUGCCUUCACACUUUUAAUUGUUCAUGUAAACCUUGUUUAAAGCGUAAAUCGACGUCUAGUCACUACUCGUACAACAAAAGACAGCAAAAAUUACCUAAACAGACAGAUUUGCUGCAUAACUUGGAUGGAAGACCAAUCCCAAAUAGUUAUCCUACCCAAAAGUCAUUAGUUGACUUUUCACGGACUGGAAAUGACAUGUUAAUAGAUGAGUUUUUGUCAGCAUCAAGUAAUUGUUGUUCAUGUUGGAGUGUGGAAUACAAUUUCUAUGGAAUAAGAGUAUUAUAUGAUUUAGCCAAAGGUAGACAGUGGGAAGAAUCUGGUCAUUUCCCGAGAGUAACAUUCUGUGACUUCGAAGCAAAAAAACUUGCACAAAGUCAUUAUUACACAUUACAGUGUGUACUUCCAAUUAAUAUGUUCUUGGAGAAGAUUUACAUAUUCUUGUGGCUUUGGUUCUUCGUGGUUGGGAUUGUCACAUUUUGUAGUAUAGUGGUAUGGAUUAAAAGAAUGGGAACACAAAAACUCAGAUUAACAUGGAUUCAGCAGCAAUUGAUAACUAUACGCCAGUAUAAUAAAGACGCUAAAAGUUUUGCACAGUUUGUGAACAAUCAUUUAGGUCCAGAUGGAGUAUUUCUGUUAAGACUAAUUGCACAGAAUUACGGAGAUUUAGUGGCAGGUGACACUGUUGGUGAACUGUGGGUGGCAUACUGGCAGAGAAGAUCAAAAAAUUUAUCAGAGCGAAGACGUAUAGAAAGCAAUUCAAGAAUACCAAAUUCAGUAAUAACACCUCUUAAUAGAUUUGAUCAACCUGUAUCCACCGCUGCUUGCUCUAAGAAUUCAUCAUCAAGAAACCAGCCUUACGGUACAUAUCAAAUGUCAACAGCUUUAACAAGAGAGCAGAUGGAAAAUAAGACUUCUAAGCAGACUAAAAAAGACAGAUCACGUCGUACUGCUGUCGCAUCGGGGGUUCCAACUGCAAUGUUAGCAACGGAGAUGGUGCAUCCUGCGGACCGAUAUGGAGUCCCUUUAAUAGCAGCUACUCGAAAACCACCAUCCGUGCCUUCUCGAUCGUCUUCAAGGUAUAGUCAACGGAGCAGAUCCAGAGAACGAUCGCAGUCACCUCCACCGAUACCUUCACGAUCUCCAGGAUGCGAAAACUAUAGUUUUAGUGACAAACAAUCAUUAGGAGAUUUUGAACAUCAAAGUGAAAACUCAUCUGUCGUUUACCCAGUAUCGUCUACAGGACCAGAAGAAGGAGAAAAUGUUGGUCACCAAAAUGAAGACGUUGCAGGAACUCAUCAGGUGGCAAGUGUCCAAGACUCAUUCGAAUACGAGGAUUCACAAGGGAAUAUAUAUACAGAAAAUCUGAAUGACCAGUUCACAGAAGACGUUCAGAAUGAUGACAAUAUUGUUUAA
This is a messenger RNA of Heterobilharzia americana, 2439 nucleotides long. The record is from the annotation of a GenBank genome assembly. NCBI's taxonomy places the organism in Eukaryota, Metazoa, Platyhelminthes, Trematoda, Strigeidida, Schistosomatidae.